GGCAGGACCUCAUCUUUUUCUUCAAACAGCUCGAGCAAUUUGUUGAUGGAUGGAUGAGAGCCGAGGGCUUGUUGCACCAGGAUCUUUCAUUUUGUACCCAUACUAGCGCUAGUAUUAGUAUUGCACCGCGCUUCAAACAACUUGUGGUGGAAAGAAGUCUGGUUGACUGAGCAUCUAUUGUUGGCGGCUCGAUCUCCUCUUUUAUCUUUUCCUUCUGUUCUCUUGCUGUUGCCAAAAAAUGAAGCUUUCUUUGCAGUCGACGGUAUUGCUGUGUUUGGCCCUUGUGGCGGAUGCUACUAUUUCAAGCAGUGGCACACGCCAACUGGCUGGUCUGAGCCCAGAAGAAAUCGCCGCCCAAGAUCCCAGCAAUGUGGAUGGCGAAGACGAAGAGCAACGUCAAGUUCCUGCUGUCUUGGAGCUUGUGGUGAAUGCGCUGGGUGGACAAGACGCUCUGAUGGAUGUGUCGUUGGUGGAGUACUUGGCAUCGGGUGCCACCUUUGUCGCCUACGAAGGUGCCACACCGGAGAGUCUGGUCAAUGUGAGCACGUACGACCGCUUCCUGCAGUUUAGUGAUCUUUUGGAAGAAAAUCUGCGUGUGCGUGUCGAAGAGACCAUUCAACCCUUGUUUGAAACCUUUCGCUUCUUUCCACCGGCCAACACGACACGCACGGCUCACGGUGAUGGUGGUAUCGGUCCCGUCGGAGUACUGGAAGGCAGCUACCUGUUUGCGGCCAAUGGGACCAUGCCCACGGCCUCUGCGGUGGCGUUGAUCCGACAAACGUACCUGUUCAAUCCGCAUGUCUUUCUAAAAUCUGUACUAUUGGGUUCAGCGAACCUCCUCGAAGUGGACGAUGAUACAUUUGUAUACGAUGAUUUCAUCUCGCCCAUUACAUUCACCAUUGAUACCGACACUGGGUUCAUUGACUCACUCACACUCACGGAGAGCAACGAUCUCUUGGGAGAUGUCACCGUCACCAUUGCCUAUUCCAACUGGUCCCUGGUCACCGACACUGGACUUGUGUUCCCGGCAUUUGUCCAACAGACUGUCAAUGAAUUCGUCUUUUGGCAAGAAGAACGCUACUUUGUACAAUCCUACAACAACGACAACACUGACAUUAAACUUGACGAGCUAUUCGAAUUGCCACCGGGCACGAAUUCCACCGUGGAUUUCGACAGUUAUGAAUAUGGGUUGACAUCCCAUCACCUAGAAGCCGUGUGGUUCAUGACGGGAUUCUAUUCAUUUCCCUUCAAUCCAACCAUUGGCGAUCCCGUCGAAAUUAUUCCAAACCAAGUCUAUGUCAUUCCCUCGUUUGAGACGGCACAAUCCGUCGUUGUGUAUUUCAACAAUGGUACCAGUGCCAUUCUCAUUGAAGCACCGUCAUCGGCCCAACACGGAGCCACACUGGUGAACUUGGUACAAGAAGAACUCGCCCCUCUUCCCGGAUCCACCGUCCUCACGCAUCUCAUACAAUCUCAUCAUCACAUUGAUCAUUCCAGUGCCGUUCGAGAGGUCAUGGGAGAAACCAUGGGCAAUGCCGAACUCAUUGUCGGACAUGGAGUGGAAGAAUGGUGGCGUACCGAUGUCUUUGAUGCACCCUCCACGUUGUUACCGGACGCCUGGGCAUACUCCAAUUUGACGGGAGACGACGCCAUGAUUUUCUCCGUCCAAGACGCUGGUGCCAAUGUUCUUGUCAAUGAAACCGAUCUCAAGGUCUUUGUCGCCAGUGUUCCCGCCGAACAUGCCGAAGAUAUGGUCGUGACAUUGAUUGAAACACCGCAAGGACUCUACGUGUACGUGGCAGAUCUCUACAAUGCCGGCAUUGGCUUCACCGUGGCCCUGGGAGGACCGCAAGAAUUUUUUGACUUUCUGCGCAGCAUCAAUGUUAUUGAUGAUGCUUGCCAGUCAGACUUUCCACUCUUCUUUAUUGGAGCUCAUGGAUUGCCGACGCUGUCCUUGGAAGACGCAUUGGAGGAAUUUUCUACUCUUGGUGUGGAUGUUGGAUGUUAGUUACGAUACUACAAUCAUGUGUGGUUCAUGGUCCCAGCCCUCAUUCAUUGGGACCUGUAUGGUAUGGUUUGUGGCUAUCCUACCUCUCUCCGUAGCUCGCUUUCUUGUGACGAAAACUGUGGUACUGUUAGUUAGGCAGAGGAAGACGUAAAGGUUAAAGCUCGAUUUUGUCGUGACGAAUGCUGCUGGCAGUAAAGGUUUUAAAAAGCUCCAUUUUGCUUGUUGCAAAUACAUGUAAGACUGAUAGAUCAUCACCUGGUACGGUGGGGUAAGCUAGUGGCCGCGUAUCUAGAGGGCUAAGUGGCAUGAAGUGUUGUUACCAGUUGCAGUGGGC
Seminavis robusta is the source of this 2342-nucleotide messenger RNA. The record is from the annotation of a GenBank genome assembly. Lineage: Eukaryota; Bacillariophyta; Bacillariophyceae; Naviculales; Naviculaceae.